This is a messenger RNA of Nannospalax galili (Upper Galilee mountains blind mole rat), 2509 nucleotides long. It is a transcript of the gene Slc35a4, whose product is annotated as solute carrier family 35 member A4. Gene Ontology annotation, cellular component: Golgi membrane. Gene Ontology annotation, molecular function: pyrimidine nucleotide-sugar transmembrane transporter activity. Bases 29 to 1003 code for a protein of 324 amino acids. NCBI's taxonomy places the organism in Eukaryota, Metazoa, Chordata, Mammalia, Rodentia, Spalacidae. The transcript has a single exon. The record is from RefSeq and is a predicted model, not a curated record. Gene Ontology annotation, biological process: pyrimidine nucleotide-sugar transmembrane transport.
GAAGGCCACCCAGGGUCUGGUGUAGGCCAUGAGUGUAGAGGAUGGGGGUAUGCCAGGCCUGGCCUCUCCCAGGCAGGCUCGCUGGACUCUGAUGCUACUUCUGUCCACUGCCAUGUAUGGUGCCCAUGCACCACUGUUAGCAUUGUGCCAUGUGGGUGGUCAAGUGCCCUUCCGACCCUCCUCAGCUGUAUUGCUCACUGAGCUGACCAAGCUACUGUUGUCUGCCUUCUCCCUCCUGGUAGGCUGGCAAGCAUGGCCCCAGGGCACCCCACCCUGGCGCCAGGCUGCACCUUUUGCACUAUCAGCCUUGCUUUAUGGCGUCAACAACAACCUGGUGAUCUAUCUACAGCGUUACAUGGACCCCAGCACCUACCAGGUGCUGAGCAAUCUCAAGAUUGGAAGCACAGCUCUGUUCUACUGCCUCUGCCUCCGGCAUCGCCUCUCGGCUCGCCAGGGAUUGUCACUGCUGCUGCUGAUGGCUGCAGGGGCCUGUUAUGCAUCAGGUGGCCUUCAGGACCCUAUGAACACCCUUCCUGGACACCCCCCAGCAGCUGCUGUGAGCCCCAUGCCCUUGCAUAUCACUCCACUGGGACUGCUGCUUCUCAUCUUCUACUGCCUCAUCUCUGGCUUGUCAUCCGUAUACACAGAGCUGAUUAUGAAGCGACAGCGGCUGCCCUUGGCACUUCAGAACCUCUUCCUCUACACUUUUGGGGUGAUCCUGAACCUCGGUCUGCAUGCAGGCAGUGGCCCAGGCCCAGGCCUUCUAGAGGGCUUCUCAGGAUGGGCAGCACUGGUGGUGCUGAGCCAAGCAGUAAAUGGACUGCUCAUGUCAGCUGUCAUGAAGCACGGCAGCAGCAUCACACGCCUCUUCGUCGUGUCCUGCUCAUUGGUGGUCAAUGCUGUUCUUUCAGCAGUGCUGCUGCGACUGCAGCUCACAGCUGCCUUCUUCCUGGCCACACUGCUCAUUGGCCUGGCUGUGCGCUUGUACUAUGGCAGACCCUAGGUCCCUGACCACCUCCCCUCUCAUUUCUGACUAUGUAGGUGAGGUGCCACCACCAGGGCCACCUCCUAGGCCUCUCCCCCACUCUUCCCCCAGCAACCCUGUAAACAAGUGCCUUGUGAGAAGAACUAGGACAGCCAACUAGUCUUUGGGGGUUUAGGUGGGUGAGAAGUUCCUCUAGGAGGCAUAGAGCGAGAGCUUGGUUAAAGAAACUCUUAACUCUAGCCAGGCAUGAUGGUGCACACCUUUAAUCUCAGCACUUGGGAGGCAGAGGCAGGUUGAUCUCAGUUCAAGUUGGAGUACCAAUAAUACCCAGGCCUGAGAAACCCAUCCUUAAGGAAAGUUCUGUCUGCCUCAUCCUGCAUGAAUAUGGUUACUUCAAGUGGAGUGUGGGUGACAGCUCUUUCCUUGCCUGCUAUGGUCACUCCAGCAGACUCCCUGCUCCUAAGCCUAGCACUGGCUGCUCCAACCCAGUGUGACUUCCAUAUAAGGGAUGCUUAGUCCCUACUGUCAUGCAGAAAGACCCAGUUGUCACAAAUUAUAUAGCUAUCAACUAGGUGACUCUUCCAAGCUCCCCCAACUCCAGCAGUGCCUGGAGAUGUCCCUUGCCCCUUCCACAGUACUGCUCCCCUCAGCCAGCCUUAUUCUGGAAAGCCCAGAGGGGGCUGGGGCUUGACUCAUCUCAGGGAACACUGCCCCUGGGUCCUGGCUUAAGCCUACACUCCUGACCCUUUUGCUCACCCCAAGGGCCCUGUUGAAGCCCGCUGCCACCUCUAAGGUAUCCUUCCCACUCUGGGUCUUGCCCCUGCCUCAUAGUGUCCCAGCUUCCAGCAGCCUAGGAAAGCUCUGCAGAGUAUCUUGGGACCAGGCACAAAAAAAAUUCUAUAGCUCAAUCAGUGUCUACAUUAGCAAUAAGGUCUUGAUAAAGUGUUCUAGGGUAUAGGGUGCUUCUUACAACCAUUGACAGUUGUCCUGUGUCUUCUGUGGUACAUGGCUCCCCUCAACCAUAAUUUCCCCCUAUUUUUGAGUAACAUCUACACCAGGAGAAAAUGUUUUCUCACAGCUAUUGGCAGUGGCAUUUGGUUUGGGAGCUCCAGGGGGUUGGGACUAUUCCUUGACCAGUUAUGGUGGGGCACAUCUACAAUCCCAAUACUCUAGAAGGUGGACACAAGAGCUCAUGUUCAAGGCCAAUCUGAGCUACUUAAUGAGACCCUGUCUCAAAAAAAAACUUGGAGAGGGGUAAGGUAGUGUACACUUGUAACCCCAAUACUUGAGAUAUGGAGGCAGAAGGGUCAAGAGUGAAAGGUUAGCCUGAGCUACAGUAGACUGUCUCAAAGAAACAAAGGGCUGGGGUGGUAGCUCAAGAGUGGAGCACUUGCCUCGGUUCAAUUCCCAAUAUUGAAAAUUACUAAAAAAAAAAAAAAAAAUCCUUGAGCUCUGGGGACUAUAGAGAGUGUCUUGGGACUAAAAAAUACUCUGCCCAGCACAAUAAACUAGGCUAGAAAACUC